AUGACCAGUUCGACAGUAAGUCUAAGAGAACGAGAUUCCCCUAUUUAUAAAGAAAAUGUUCAAAAUGUUUUCAUACAAACUAAAAGUCACUUUGGUCGUGUCGAUAUUGUUGUAAACAAUGCUGGUAUUUUUGACGAAAACGACGUGAAAAAAUGCACAUCGGUCAACCUGAACUCCGUGAUCUGCGGCACAAUGCUGGGAGUGGAACACAUGAGAAAGAAUAAAGAAGGCGGUGAGGGGGGAGUCGUCGUCAACAUGGCAUCAACGGCAGGUCUCCAGCCGUAUCCACUCAUCCCUGUCUACACGGCUACCAAGCACGGUAUUGUUGGGUACACGCGCUGCUGGGGGGCCAACCCAGAUUUCCCGUACCAGCAAGUGCGUGUCAACUGCCUGUGUCCACAUCUCACAAAUACCAGUCUUCUUCAGCUGACGCCAGAGCAGAAGGCGGCCGGUGUAGUGCGCCACGUGCGUCUCUGGGAGGCGUGGUACCCCAUGGCAAUGAAGACCGCUCUCAGGUGUGUGUGUGUGUGUGUGUGUGCUAUAGGAACUGAGAAGUGUUUUGGAGUGUUAUAA
This is a messenger RNA of Lingula anatina, 573 nucleotides long. Its product is annotated as 15-hydroxyprostaglandin dehydrogenase [NAD(+)]. NCBI's taxonomy places the organism in Eukaryota, Metazoa, Brachiopoda, Lingulata, Lingulida, Lingulidae. The record is from RefSeq and is a predicted model, not a curated record. Gene Ontology annotation, molecular function: oxidoreductase activity, acting on the CH-OH group of donors, NAD or NADP as acceptor. Gene Ontology annotation, cellular component: cytoplasm.